AUGAUUACAAUUCAAACUACACAAAGUACUAAUGAAGUCAAUUUCAUAAUAAAAGGGAAAUUCAUAAAAUAUCAAAAAAAAUAUUUUAUCCUCACAGCAAAGGAUAGUUACCUAGAAUUAUUGUCAUGCGAUUUUAAGGAAACAAUAUAUGUGCAAAAUACAUUUUUGAAAAUAAUAUUUUUACAAUUACUUGAAGGGAAAGAUCAUGAUAAAUUUAUUAUUGUUGAUGAUAAAUUAAAUUUUCGAAUUUUAAAAUUUGAUCAAACUUUUGUUGAAUGUUGUUUUAUUGGAAAUUUAUAUUCAAAAAAAUUAAAACUAUAUUCAAAAAUAAUUAAAUUAAAAAAAAAUGAACAAAUUGACAAAAUCCAAGAUGAAUAUCAUAAAUAUAUUAACAUUUGUAAAUCAGCUAGCUCUUUUUUAAUUUCGAUUGAAAAUUUUUUAUAUGUGAAAAAAAUAAAUGAAAAUGAAAAUUAUAAAAAUAAAUGUGACUUAAAAUAUUUCAGUGAAAAUCGUAAAAUAUGUUGCGAUCAUAUUCAAAAAAAAAAUAUAUCUGGAUUUAUUAAAAGAAAAAAUAAACAUUUUAAACAAAAAGACAAUAAAAAAUGUUUACAUACUAUAGUGAAAGAAGAUAAUAGUUCACAUAUUUAUAAAAUAAAAAAAAAUAAAAAUAACUUUUUAGAUCCAAAUAUUAAUAAUAAACAUAGUACAUAUGAAUAUAAAAAUAUAAUUAAUAAUAUAGACAAUGAAAGUAUAUUUUAUAAAAUAAUUAAAAAUGAAGAAAAUGAAUUUACUUUUUUUAAAUUCUCGAAAAAUAUAGUUUUUAUCACAUAUAUAGAAUGGAAACAUAAUGAUUUUAGCUAUUUAAAAUGGUGGAAUAAAAUUAAAAAAAAAAAAAAAACUUCAAUUGAUUAUAGAAUGUAUGAAACAGAUAUUAAUUAUAACAACACAGAUAUAUGUAGAAAAAUCCAAAAGAAUUCAAAAAAUAAAUAUGAUAAAAAUAAUGAAAAUAUUAUGAAUUUUUAUCAUUAUACUUAUGAAAGUCAAGUUGAAAAUGGCAAUCAUAACUGUAUGUUUGCAAAGAGGAUGAAUAAAAUUAUAAAAAAUAAACACGUGUGUAGAGUUUAUAACAAUAUAUUAUACAUACCAACUAAACAAGUUCUUAAAAAAGAAAUAAAAUGGAAUUUAAUUCCUAUUCGAAGGGUAAAUAUUAAAAAUAGUGUUAAAAAAAAAGGAAAUUGGAAUGAUAGCAAAUUUAAAAUGUGCAAUAUUUUUGAAAAACCUAACAAAAAAUUAUCAUACAAAAUUAAUGAAGAAUUAGAAUAUUAUCAUGAUGAAUAUAUAUAUUGUACAAAUUUUAAAAUAAUUUUUUUAGUACAUUUUUUAAAAAAUAAUUGUACUUAUUAUAGAUUUAUCAAAAAUGUUAUAUUUUAUUCUAUGAGAAUAAAUAAUGAAAUUUUAAGUUUAAAAAAACGGCUUUUUUUUAGUAACAGAAUUAAUAAUUCUUUUUUCAAAAAGAAAGACAUAUAUAUUGUAAAAAAAUAUAAAAAAGAAUAUUACAAAGAUAUAAAUUAUUUAAAUAUAUGGAAUAAACAAAUUCAAAAAAUUAAAAUAAUUGAUUUUAUAAAUAUUCAUAAUGUUAUUAAUAGUUAUAAUUAUACUCACGAUUUUAACACAUGUUUAGUUUGCCAAUACUUUUUUAAUAAAUUUAUUUAUCUUAUGAAAAAAUAUAACAUAUAUAAUGAUAGUAAAAAUAAUAUGCACAAAUUUAUUACUUUUAAAAAUGCUUCUUUUUAUUAUGAACAGCAAGAAAUAAAUAUUUUUUUUUUAUUCAAUAUUAUGAUAAGAAUAAAAUUAUUAUUAUUUUAUUUCAUUAUAUUAUUUUAUUCUGAUAGCAAAACAUUUAAUACAGAAACUAUAUCUUCAUUUCAUAUUUUAAGAAGAAAAACCAAAAACCCUAAAAUAUUAUAUGAGAUAUUAAUUCAUUUAUAUUUUUUAAAUAUAUUUUUUUUUCACAUUUUAAAUUUUUUAUUUAUUUCCGAUGAUCCAAAUUAUGAUAAAUAUGACAAUAUUCAUAAAAGCGAGAAUAUAUAUUUAUCAAAAAUAAGAAAUGAUGAGAAUAGACAUGAACAUAUACAUAAUAUAACUAGUGAACAAGUCAGUAAUGGUAUAAAAAUAAAUUAUUGCGACGAUUUGAAAAAUGAAACCAAUACACACGAUAAUAAUAAUGAUAAUAAUAAUAAUGAUAAUAAUAAUAAUGAUAAUAAUAAUAAUGAUAAUAAUAAUAAUAAUAGUGAUAAUAACGAUGAAGUAUUCUUAGUACACGAUAGACUGUCUUUACUGACAAAGUUUCUGAAAUAUGAUUCGCGAGAUGCACAUUUAGAUACUCAAACUAGCGAAAUAAAAUAUUCUACUUGUUUUGGACAAACAUUUGAAGAAAAUAUUGAACAAUGUACCAAAAAUUCAAAAAAAGAAAUGUCUUUAUAUUAUGAACAAUUAAAAAUUAUUAUAAUAAAUACAAUACAUCUUCAUUUUAUAUCUCUUAAGUUACUAGAUAUAAUGAAAUUUAAUUAUUUUAAAAUUUAUAAAAAGUUAUAUUCAAAAGCUUCUGAGAAAUGUAAAAAUAAUAAAAAAAUAAAAAAAAAUAAAAAAGAUCGAAAAAAAAAAAAUCACACUCAAUUAAGUAACGAUGUUGAUAAAAUCAUAGUGAUAGCUUACAACGAAAAUAAUGAAGCAAAUAUUAUGUUUUUAAAAAUUCAAGAUAAAAUUGGAAAAAAUAAAGGAUUAAAUUUUGAGGAUAAUAAUAAUGAUAUAUUAAAAUAUCAUAUAAUACCAAAAGCCAAGUUAAAAGUUCCUCUAAAUCUUGUUAAGAUUGAAAAAUUAAUGAACAAUAUUUUUGUUUUAUUUACAAAAAAAGGAAUAUUUUUAUUUUCAUUUUCUGAUAUAUAUGGUGCAAACAUAACCUUAACAAAUUAUUACAUUUACAAUUCUAAUGAUAUAAAAUAUAUUUAUAAAUUUGAAUUUUUUAAAAUUAUAAAGAAAAAAAAUUAUUAUAAAGAAGUUAAAGCAAAUAUAUUAUUUUCUGAUUUUUAUUCCGAAACAAAUAAUUUGAAUCAUUUUAUAAAUAUGAAAAAUAAUAAUAGUGAUCAAGUUAUUAAAAGUUGUUAUGAAUUAUUUUAUAUUUUAAAAAAAAAAAAAUUGAUGUAUUAUGAUAAAGAAUCUCUAAAUAACACUCAGUUUAAAUUUCGAAAUAUUUUUUUUAAAUCUUUUAAAUAUUUAAAAAAUGUGAAUAAUAUACCAUAUUUAGACAGUUUUUAUUUGUCUACAUUUGAAUAUAAUUAUAAAUUUAAUCUUUUUGAAAAAAAGUUUAAAAGAAAUUUUUCGAUGUAUUAUUCUUCCAUGAUGUCUAUUUCUUUUAUAUUAGAUAUUGAAGAAAAUGGAAAAGUUGAAAAAAAUAUUAAUAAUAUUGAUAAAGAUAUAGAUUACACUAAUUUUUUUUAUAAAGCUCGAAUAUUGAAGAACAAGAAAAGAAUAUCUUUGCAAAAUAAAUCGGUCGAAUUUUUUGAAAAAAAAAAAAAAAAAAAUGAAAAAUAUAUACCAAAUGAUAAUAAAUUUUAUAUAUCUCUCGAAAUUAGUAAAAACGAUUUUACAAAACUGUAUGAAACUAACGGGCGACAUGAUAGCGGGAAUGAAAAAAUGGUGAGGGAAAACGAAAAAAUGGUGAGCGAAAAUGAAAAAAUGGUGAGCGAAAAAUAUGCCUAUACAAGCUCAGACCAUACUAGCCAUUUUAGAAAUACCAACAUAAAAGAUAGAAAAGAAAAAUAUUUGAAAAAACAAAAUUUAUCCCAAUUAUUUACAUUACCAAACAUAACAAUUACUCAAUUGGAUACAAUAGAAAUGGAUAAUAAAAUUUUUGCACACACUUUAUUUAAUAUACGAUACUUAGUAAUUGAUCAUGAAAAAAAAACAAUAUAUUUAAUUUUUAUACUUUAUAAUUACAAGAAUAAUCGAAUUUUAAUAUAUAGAAAUAAUUUCGAAGGAUAUAAUUUUUAUCAAAAUGAAAAAAACUUUUUUAAAAAUAUUUUUUUACAAGCUAAAAGUGUAUUUUGUUUGACAAGUAGAAACAAUGUAAUAUAUAAAAAGACUAAAAAAAAACAAUUUUAUAAAAAAAAUAUAAAUGAGUUGGAUAAUUAUGACAAUUUUGAUAUAGAUAGAUCUUAUAAGAAUAAACAUGAAAUGAAAGAAAAUAUUUUAUUGAUUUUAAAACAAGAAAAAUCUGAUCUUGCAAUUGUAGUAAAAUCUUUUGUUUUAUUUAAUAAAAAUAACCAAUUAUAUAUUUUUAAAAGCUUUUUAAAUUUAUUUUAUACUUAUAAUAAAAUAAAAUCAAUUAAGGAUUAUAAAUAUAAGCCCAAAAUAAUUAACAAUAAUUCGAAUAUAUUUCAACAUGAUACUUUUAGUGAAUUACAAAAAAUUCAAAACAUAAAAAAUGAAUCAAAUGAAUAUUUAAAAAAUAAAGAUAAUAAUUCUAUAUUUGAAAUAAAAAAAGUGAAAAGAAAUUUAGGAUAUAAACUAUUUAUAGCUGAUAAAAAUAACAAUUUGUACAAAAUAAUGGCUGGAUAUAGUCUAUUAUUAGGGAAAGAUAAAAAAAAAAUAAAUUGCGGUCUACAAUCUUGCUUAAAUACUGCCUAUAAAAAUUCAAAUUUAUACAAUAGCAGUUUUUUUUUUAUCAGUAUUAAUAAAUAUUUUAAUAUUUUAUGUAUAUCUAAUUAUUUUAAAACAAUUUUUUCUUUCAUUUUAUGUGAUAAUAUAUGCAGUUAUUUCGAGGAUUCAAUUUUACUGUCUAAAAGGUUUAGUGAAAAAUUGGCUAGCCAGGAAAAAAAAAAAAAAAAAAUAAAUAAAAAUAAAAAUAAAAAUAACAAAAUAAACGAAAUAAACGAGAAUACUAAUAAGUUUUAUAUACUUACAAACGAGGAAAUAAAAAAGCUAAAUUUUUUGCCUUGUAAAAUAUUGUUUACAAAAAGUAUACAUACGAAUGGAGAUAUUAUAUAUAUAAUUUUUUUAAAUCAUAUAAGUAUACGUAUAAAUAAGUAUAGAAUGUGUGCAAAUAGUGAUCAAAUUAUAAGCUUUAUUGAUUUUUUUGAAAUCGAAUUUGAAAAUAAAAGUAUAGUUAAUCAUUAUUAUCAAGACAAUUUUCUAUGUCUAUCUUAUACCAAUAAUACUGUUGAUUUAUUUUACAUUGAUUUUGUAAAUAACCAGUUUUUUCUUUUAAAAUCUGUUAACUCAAACUCUCCAAUUUAUUCGAUCUACCUACUGAUACGCCCAAAAGGUAACAAAAAAACUGACAAAAAAACUGACAAAAAAACUGACAAAAAAACUGACAAAAAUGGGGACAAAGCUGAGAUAAAUUUCUUGGAUAUGGAAGAGUCUCAAACCGACAAACAUGUAAUAGUCUGUUUAGGAAAGAAAAGAGAAUGUGAAAUCUUUGUAUAUUAUUUAGGUAAAAAAUAUAGUAGCAACAUAGAUCAAGUUCUUUCUAUACAUUCAUAUUCUAAUUAUAAUAAAAUUGAUAGAGAAGGGAAUAUAAUAAAAUAUAAAUACGAUAAUUUAAAUGGAAAAAAUAGUUACUAUAUGUUUCGGGAAAAUAAAGAAAUAAAUAUUAAAAUGAAGAAAGAAAAAUAUAAUGACAUUAUUAUAUAUAUAAAAAAUGAACAUAAUUUUAUUAUAGACACUUUAAAUGAUCAAAUAAAAAUUGUUAAUAUAAUUAAAUUAAAUAGUUUUAUUCUGAUUGGUACAAAUGUUGGUGUAGUAAAAGUUUAUGAUAUAUUUAAUGAUAUGGAGUUUGAAAAAAAUAAUAAAUUAUAUUUGAAUAAUUUUUUAUUUUGUAAAACUCAAAAAAUAAUAACAAAAAUAUAUGACGAAUUUUUAUUAGGUAAUGGAUGUGUAAAUUUUAUUAACAUUGAAAAAAUCGUUAAAAAUAAAAUUCAAUAUAAUGAUAAAAAAAAUCAUAAUUUUGAUUACCCUUAUAAAAAAAAUGCAUAUGUUCCAGUAUUUUGUGAAAAUAAUUUAUACAUUUUUUUAUCGAGUAUAAUUAAAUCCUAUAAAUCAAAUGAUAAUCACAAAUUUCAUAAAAACGACUACACUACAAAGUUGGCAAAAAAACUUAAUUCGAACAUUGCUAGCUUAUUAAAUAUAAAAAAAAAAUAUAUUAAUAAUAAAUUUUUUAAAUUAAAAAAUAUUGGAUCUAACAUAAUAAAAAAUAAAAACAUUUUUCUUAUUCCUUUAAAAAUAUGUAUAAAUAAUAAAAAAUAUACAAAGAAAAAUUACACACAUAAUAGAAAUGAAAACAAUUUAACAGGGUUAACUACAAUUGAUGGGAAUUUAUUUUGUAAUUUUCUUAAACAAAACGGAAAAAAAUAUGAUGAAAAUUAUUAUGAAAAUGAAAUGACUGCAAUAUCAAAAGUAAAAACAACUAAUUGUGAAACAAACAGUUUUAAGAAUUAUAUUAACAAUAAAGUAGUGAAGGCAAAAAAUUAUAUGAGUCCUAAUAAUAUAAUACUAAUAAAAAAUAAUAAUAAAAAUAAUUUUAUUUUUUUAAUUAUAAUAUCUAUUAAUAAUGAAUUAAAAAUAGGGCUAGUUAAAAAAAGUAUCUUAUGUUUCCCUGAAAGUUGUUCUUUAGACAAUUUAAAAAUCCAUAAAUUUGUUGAAGGAAAUACAACAAAUGAAUUUAGUUAUUAUUUUAAAAAUGGAAUAAUAUAUUCAAAACAAUCACAUGAACAAAAUGAUAUUAAAAUUUCAAAAAGCUUAAAAAAUAUGAACAAGUCAGGUAAAAAAAAAAGUGUGUGCAAUUAUAAAUAUAUUGGAUGUGAUUUAGGAAAAAAGGGAAAUCAAUUAAAAUUUGGAAAAUCUAUUAUAAAUAUAAACACAAAUCAAAAUAUAAAAAAUAUAUUUCAUUUAAACUUGGAUAGAAAUUAUAUAUUAAAAGAAGCUUUUCAAAUUUGUACAUGUAAAGAAAGAGAAGAUAUUAUAAAUUGGAUAAAUAAAAAAAUAAAAGAUGAUGAAAAAGACAAAAGUAUAUUACAUUUAUUUAAUAAUUUAAAAGAUAAUAAAAAAAAUAAAUAUAUUAAUAAUAAAGAAAAAAAUGAUAAAAAACAAAAUGAUUUAUUAUAUAUUUAUAAUAAUAUAUUUUUAAAGGAUAACAAUAUUUUUGUAAAAAAUAAACAUAUAUUAUAUCUUCUUCGAGAUAAAUAUAUAAAUUUUAAAAACAAUAUUUAUUCUUUUUUAUUUUUUAUUAUAAUAAUUUUAAAAUAUAAAUUAACUAGCUUUUUUCAAAAUGAAUUAAUUCAGUUUAAUUUAUUUAUAAAGGGUUGUUAUUAUCCAUAUGAUAUUGAAGAAUUAAAUAUUUCAAAAGAGUUUGAAAAAAAAGAAAAUAUAUAUAAAUCUACAAAUAAAAUUUGUAAAAUGUUAAAUGUCUUAUUUUUUCGUAAAGAAAAAAAGGAAAACAUAAUAAAUAAUACAGAAUAUGAUCUAACUUAUUUGGAAAAUAAUUAUUCAACUCAUAAAAAAAGAAAUAAUGUUGACAACUUUUUAUAUUUGAAUGAAGACAGAUUUGGAAAAAAUUCAGAUAAAAAUAUUUUUGUAAAAAGACAAAAAAUGUUAAAAGAUCAAAAUUGUGAUAAUUAUUUUGAAAAUUCUCCUAUUUUUAAUAAGCCAUACAAAAAAAUGAAUAAACAAAAUUGUUUGCAAUAUAAAAAUAGUAAUGAUAAUAAUGAUGAUAAUAAUAAUGAUAAUAAUAAUAAUGAUAUCGAAUUGAAUAAAAUUAGCUACGACCCUAUAAAUAACGAAUAUAAUAAUGAAAAUCACAAAAAACUAUGUAAACUUAUAAUUAAAGAAAUGAAUUUUGUUCGAAAUUUCGAAAAAAUGAAUAUCCAUUUUAGAGACAUAAAAAAUCAAGAUAAAAAUAAUUACCAAUUAACAAACAUCGAAAAUAACCAAUUUUGUUUAUCUAAUAAAAAACAAUAUGAUGAAGAAAAUAAACGAACAUUGGUUCAAAAUUUAAACUUUGUUAUUUUGCACAUAAUAGGAACUAAAUAUAAUUUUAGUAAUAUAAUUGAAUACUAUAAAAUAAUUAAUUGUAAAAAUAAAAUAUUUCACACAAAAAUUGAUGUAAAAUUUGAGGAAGAAAAAUUGUCUGUACUAUCUAACUUUGAUGAGAAUAACAAAUUUUGGAAAAAUAGAAAAAAAGGAUAUAUAAAAAUUAGGAAUAAAAUGAUUGAAAAAAAAAAAUAUAUAUACAAAAUUUUUAAAAAUUUAAAUAAAAUUAACAAAAAUAUGAAAAAAAAAAAUAAUGAGUCAGGUAAUAAAAAAUGGAGAAUGAAAAGACAUUUUUAUCGUUAUAGAAAUAUAUUUAAAAAAAGUUUGAAAAAGUUAAAUCAAUAUAAAGAAGAGUGUGUUAUAAAAUAUGGGGAUAAAAUAAAAAAUUAUAAUAAAUAUAAAAAUUUAGAAAAAAAAAAAAAAAUGAAUAAAAAUAAUAUAAACAAUUGUGAAACAUAUGAUUGUCUUUUUGUAUAUAUUAAUAGCAUAAGUUACAAAGUUAAGAAUAUUGCUUUUUGUAAUUUAAAAAAUAAUUUUAAUAAAAAAUUUAAUUUAUUAAAUAAAGAAAUAUAUUGUAUUAUGCAAUUAAUAGGUAACUAUGCUUAUUUGAUUAACUUUCGAACUAAGGUAUCUUUUUGGAUAAAUAUAAAAUACCUGAAUAAAAAUAUAUAUAUUCUUAAAUUAUCAAAAAAAAAUGAUGAAAAAAAAAAAGAAAUAUAUACAAAUUUAUUGGAAAAUACAUCAAAAAAAACAAAUAAUUUUAUGUUUAAAAAAAUAAGACGAGAAAAUAUUGUUAAUUUAUUUUAUAAAAAUGUUUCGACAAAUCCAAUUAUAUAUAUAAAUAGAAAUAUGAAAAAUAUAGGCACAUUUUUACAUAAAUAUAUUAUAUAUACACAAAAAAAUAAAAUUAUUCUUUUAAAAAUUAUUAUAUCAGAAGAUAACAGAAAUAUAGUUAAUCAUAAAAAUAAGGAUAUAGAAAAUAUUUUUAAAAAUUACCAUUUUUUUGAAAAUAAGUACAUAAAUAAUGCUGAAAAUUUAAGAGAGUUAAAUUUUUCAGAUUUAUAUAAAAAUUUUAUUAAAAAUGAUAAAAUAAUUAACAGAGAUUUAGAGGAUAGUGGAAACAAUGAAAUGACUGAAAAUGAAUAUUUAAGAAGUUUAAUUAUUAAAAAAAAACAAAGACUUAUUGAAAAUGCUAGAAGAAAUAUGUUUAUUAGUAAUGACAAUGAAAAUAAUAGAAGGCAACAGGGAUAUUAUGAUGAUGAUGAUGAUGGUGAUGGAAAUGGAGAUGAUGACGAGGGUGGUGGCGAUGGUGAUGGUGGUUAUGAUGAUAUGCUAAAUCGAAAUGUAAAUAACAAUUCGAAUAAUAAUAGACCAGAUUUUACAUUUCCAACAUAUAAUGAUCAGUUUUAUGAAAAUUAUCAAAGUAAUAUUGUUAAAAGUAGAAUAGAUGGUAUUAUGGAAAAAGACAAAAAUAAUAAUAAAGAAGAAUAUAAUUUUGAAGAUAUAAAUAAUUAUAUAUUUAAUAAUUUUUAUAAUUAUAAUGAUUUAAAAUUUUUAAAAAAAUUUAAAUAUGGGCUAAUAGAAUUUUGUAAUAGUACAGAUAAUUUUGAAGAUAUAGUUAAUAUGAAAACUUUUGAAAAUAAAAUAAUAAUAAUUACAAAAAAUUAUAUAAAAAUAUAUGAAUAUAAUGAAUUAAAAAAUAUAUUUUUAUUACGUGGUAUAAAAUCAAUAUAUGGAACUAUAUUAUGUAUAAAAGAUGAUAACAUUUAUAAUAGUUUUAUUAAAAAUAAAAUUAGUUUAUUCACAUUUAACAAUAUAAUUGAUUAUCUAAAUGUUGUGUAUAAAAAUUAUUUAUUUUUUUAUAAAAUUACACAAAAUAAUAUAAUAAAUAUAGCUACCAUAAAAUUUAAAAAUAAUAUACAUAUUUUAUGUAAAAAUAAAUUGUUUUAUAAUAUUGUAGGUUUUAAUUUAAAUAUAAAUAAAAAAGAAUGUAUUACAGAAAGUUUUAGGAAAUAUAUCAAUUUUUAUGAAAAUUUUUAUUUAGUAGACAAAAAAUGUAACAUAUAUAAUAUGUAUAUAUACCCAUUAAAACAGAAUAAUCGAAAUUGUUAUUUUAACGAAAAUCGAAAUAUAGAAAUUUGUUAUGAUUUAAUGAUUUUUUUACAAAUAUUGAUUGAAGGGAAAAAAUGUAAAAAAAAUUCAAAAAAUUGGAAAAUUGCAGAUUUUAUAAUAAAAAGGCAACAAAAAGGUGUAAGCAAAAAAAACAGCCAAUUCGAAAAAAAAAAACAUUUCGAAAAAAACAGCCAAUUUGAAAAAAACAGCCAAUUCGAAAAAAACAGCCAAUUCGAAAAAAACAGCCAAUUUGAAAAAAAUAUAUAUUAUUAUAAAUAUGUCAUGAAAAAUAAGCAUAAAAAAUUCUUGUCUAUAUUUAUAGAUAGAGUAUUAUUUUAUAUAAAUAAAAAAAUUAUAUUUUUUCGAAAAUUAUUUGAAAAAAAAUCAAAAGACAUAUUCAAAUUUGAAUUGAAAUUAAAAAUAUUUAAUAGAUUGUUAAAAUUAUGUUCUUACGAAUUUUAUGAUAAAAAAAAUGGAAUAGAAUUAUUAAAUAAUAUAUAUGAUCAAAAAAGAAAUAAAAAUAUUACAUCCUUUUCUAUAAUAAAUAGAAAAAAUGACUAUAUUGAUAUUAUACAUAGUCAAUUAAGUGAUAUUUCCAUUUCUUCUUUACAAAAUACAAAAUUAAAUAAUUGUAUCCCCAAUUCUAAUAUGACAACUAUUUCAAAUAAUUUGAAUAUAUCACAACCAAUUAAAAAUAGUUAUUUAAAAUCAAUAAAUAAUUUAUUGAAUUUUCGAAUUUGUCCAAAAAAAUGGAAAGGAGAAAAUAUAUGGAUAGAAAAAUUAACUAUGGAAAAAAUAAACGAAAUGAAUAAAUAUCGUAUAUAUGAUAUAAAUAGUUAUAAUGAUGUUAUAAUAAAUAAUAUAAAAGACAAUACAUAUUAUGAUGCUGAUUAUUAUUAUUUAUUAGGUGAUAUAUCAAAUUAUGUUAAUAUAUUAAAUUUUAAUAAUGGAAUAGAAGAAAAUGAGAAUAAUAAUAAUAUACGAAAAAGAAAUAUAUUAAAUAAAUCUAUCGAUUUUAUUUAUUUACAUUUUUUAAUUAACAUUUCUUAUAAUCCUAAUAUAUUUUAUCAUAUUAAAAAAUAUUUACAUUUACAUUCUUAUUCUUCAAAAAUAUUUGAAAAGAAAAAUUAUUAUAUAAAUAUCGAUUUGUUAAAUAUUAUUUUUAAUUUUGAUAAAAAAGGGUUGAAACAAUUAAAAACUGCUUUAACUAUAUUUCCAACUAAUCCAACUAUUGACGAAUUGUUCGAUGCCGUAUCUUCAUUAUCCAUGCCGUUUGACACUUCCUAA
This is a messenger RNA of Plasmodium yoelii, 11487 nucleotides long. RefSeq names its product conserved Plasmodium protein, unknown function. The record is from RefSeq and is a predicted model, not a curated record. The transcript is spliced from 3 exons. The coding region runs from base 1 to 11487 and encodes 3828 amino acids. NCBI's taxonomy places the organism in Eukaryota, Apicomplexa, Aconoidasida, Haemosporida, Plasmodiidae.